AUGGUCGAAUACACUCCCCCGCCAGCCGACCUCUCGAGGCUCAAUUUCGUCCAACGUUACAUGCAGAAAGGCUCUCUAGAUUGGUCCGACUAUGGGUACCUCAUUCUCGUGGUCCUUGCCUACCUCGCCGUUCGCCCGGCACUACAGCGAUGGGUCAUAGGGAAGUCGGAAGAAGAAGAGCAGGGCGUUCUCGAACGAGCCUCGUACCAGGAACGAAGGGCAAAGGUCGGCGCGAACGCCAUACGUGGCGGCAAGGCAGAGCCAGAAGACCUCUUGACUGCGGAUGAGACAACCACUUCAGGAGCAAAUGUCACGCAGAGUAGCGAGGGCGCAGUCGUGAACAGGAAAGCCAAGGGUGUAAAAUUUGCAGGCCCGAAAUCAGAAACAGAGAAGCUGGUAGACUGGGACGACGAGCCUGGGCGGACGGCGGUCGAAGGCGACAAAUCCGAUGUUAUGGCGUGGCUCGACAAAUGGGACAAGUGA
Molecule: messenger RNA, 483 nt
Organism: Cyphellophora attinorum
Lineage: Eukaryota; Fungi; Ascomycota; Eurotiomycetes; Chaetothyriales; Cyphellophoraceae
Exons: 1
Coding region: 1-483 (160 amino acids)
Source: RefSeq, a predicted model, not a curated record